Hyaloscypha bicolor E is the source of this 1086-nucleotide messenger RNA. RefSeq lists its product as uncharacterized. The record is from RefSeq and is a predicted model, not a curated record. The transcript is spliced from 6 exons. Lineage: Eukaryota; Fungi; Ascomycota; Leotiomycetes; Helotiales; Hyaloscyphaceae. The coding region runs from base 1 to 1086 and encodes 361 amino acids.
AUGAGCGGGAAGCGUGGGGAUCCCAAGGGCAAAUAUUUUCCUUCCAUCCGCAUUAUGAUGGCAGGUACAUUCGCAGACAAACAAUUAGGGUACCGAGAACGAAAGCAGGCGCUGUCGAACCUUAUCCAGACCUUCCUGGCGACAUUCGCAGAUAUCGGGGUGGAGACAUGGCUUAUGCAUGGCACGCUGCUGGGCUGGUGGUGGAAUCGGAAGAUCCUGCCAUGGGAUUCCGAUUCCGAUGUCCAGGUUUCGGAGGCUUCGAUGCAUUACCUUGCUUCGUAUUACAACAUGUCUGUAUUCUAUUACAAGACGCCGCGGAUACCGGAGGGCAGGGACUACAUGUUGGAAGUCAAUCCCCAUUAUGUCAACCGGGAGCAGAGCGACAAGUUGAAUGUUAUUGAUGCCAGAUGGGUGGAUACUACGAGCGGGCUGUUUAUCGAUAUCACGACUGCGAGAUACAAUUAUACCCACCCAGCGGGAGAGGGCAUGUUGAGCUGCAAGGAUGGUCAUGAAUAUCGGGACACAUAUAUUUUCCCGCUACGAGAUACCUUUUUCGAGGGAGCACCUGCGAAGAUCCCGUUUGCAUACAAAGAGCUUUUGGAGGCCGAGUACAAGGAGAAGGCAUUGACCUUGACCGAUUUCGAGGGACAUCACUUCGACGAAAACAAACUCGAAUGGAUCCCCGUACCCAAGAAAAUCGACCCCAAAGGCGACGCCGAAAAGAAGAAGGCCGAAGAGGCGAGGCAGAAGAAGGAGGAAGAGAAGAAAAAGAAGGAGCAGGAACACAAGAACAAAGUCGAAGAGGUCAAGAAGAAAGCUCAAGACGCCCUGAAAGCCGAUGAACAGAAGAAAUCCGACUUAGUGCCGCCAUCUCCACCUCCUCAGAAGGGCGAGACAGCGAACGCAGCGCCUCAGGGCCAAAAACCGAGUACGCGGAGCGUAAGAGAUGAACCGCCGGUUUCGAAGCAGCCCGCGAAGCCAGAUCCUGAUCCUCCGACUGCGCAGAAAGCUGCGGAGGAGAAGGUUAUCAAAGCCGAUGAGAAGCGGGAUGAGGCUGUGAAAGAGGCUGCGGCGGUUGCUCCGUGA